AUGUCUAGCCCAGUCCAUAAAAAGGCCAAUCUUUUUGUACGCGGCUCAGACAAUGUGUUUCGGCGGAAGUCCCAGGAUUCUUCGAUUAGCGAACCAUGCGAUCCCAGAAAGCCGUAUCCUAGUUCCAACGAACUCAUUGCCUUAGGUUUUCAAUUGGCUGAUUCUGCGCUUCCCGACGGGGAAACAAAACAACAUGAAAAUCAGCACGGUCAUCCAACCAGUGAUCAGGGCUUUACAUCCACCAAAACCUCCACCCUAGAGCCUACUUCUAAAUUGACGACAAAAAAAGCGUAUACAUCGGGUUCAGCAUCAGGUUCAAUGACGAAUACUGAAAAGGAAGCUAAAGUCGCUAUGAACUCCAUCAUCACUUCAAUCUCGAACAGCGUCUCUUCAAUUGGGAUUGACAACAUUUCAGACAGAAUAGUGCCCUUUAUUAGUGGUAUGGUCUUCAUGUAUAUCGUCCAGAAGUGUGGGCCUUUUGUAUCCUACUACUUUGGCAUUUUGUUUCACCUACUCAAAGUAGCUCUUGUGUGGGCAGCCAUUAGUGUAGCUGGACUAUGGUACACAGGCAGACUUCCUGCUUUCCUGUUGAGUGAAAUCAAAAAGUCGAUUGCCAUCACGCUUACAGCACCCGCUGGCAUUCCUUCUCCAUCUCCAGACCCAAUAGGUAAUACUUUGCAACCCAAGUUUAAAAUUCCCAACCAUGUGUGUGCCAGGCCUAAGGCCAAUGAAAGAAGCAGAUCGAGAGAUCAGCUGCCCACUCGAAAAAGCCGAACGUCUUCUCCCGUCAAGAGCACUCAAAUUGAAAGUCGCCCUAAGAUUACAAGUCUUCGCCAGACUACACCCAUGCUGCGGAAGAAUAUGGAGGGCCAAAAAUUGCAGUCGUUGCCAAAUUUGCUUUCACCGACUCCCAAUACUUGUCCUCGGAUUUCUACCUCCCCUGAAAGGCCUAUUGACAGGGAUAGACGGCAUUCGUCUUCUUCCGCAGAAUUGUUAGACCGUGACUCUAAACAUAAACAUCUACCUCCAAUCCCCAGACGUUCAACGGAAAACACUGACGGGUCAGUUUUGCCUCUUCUAUGCCAAAUGGAGGUACAAAAAACACAUAAUGACGAAACUAGUCAACAUUUGCAUAGACUGGACACUAUGAUGAGUAAAACAUCAAUUCUCGGUACCCGAGCAAACUACACAAAAUUUCUCGCCAAUGUCAACGAAGUUUGA
Molecule: messenger RNA, 1221 nt
Organism: Clavispora lusitaniae ATCC 42720
Lineage: Eukaryota; Fungi; Ascomycota; Pichiomycetes; Serinales; Metschnikowiaceae
Source: RefSeq, a predicted model, not a curated record